UCGUCCCUUCGCGCCGCCCCAAUGAGUCGCCGCCGACUUUCUCUCUUCGGCCUUCCCUUUGAUAUCCCUCCCCUCUGGCAAUCUGCUUGCCCGCCCUCUUUCUCCUAUCGUGUCAAGCAGAUCAGCAUGCCGAUCCUGGACAAAGAUAAGUGGGACGAGUGGUGGGAGGCUUACGUGGAGCUUGCUUUCUGUCUGCUGGAGAUAAAGUUCCUUUGGUCCAAGCCAGCGCCGUAUGGAGAAGGGCCUGAAAUCCCGAACGACGAGGUGGAACUGCUGAUUGUGCAAGCUUGGGGGACGACGACGGAAAGGGAUUUAUUAGGGAUACUCUUCGGGAAGGUGGAAGAUGGGAAUCUCGCUCUUAUCACGAACGAGUUACAGGUGUUUCUGGUGCAGUUGGUGGACGACCUGCCUCUGGACAUCUUAUCGCGGUGUGACAGUUGGCCAGACAUCGACGUGCUUUCCCGGACGCUUGAACCGCAUCUGCUAUGGUCCACGACUCCGCGUGUACAGAGCUGGACGACGAUAACUGCAUCUAUCCGUCCCAGGCUCUGGAACGCGCGGCAAGAGGAAGAGGAGAUCGAAGAGGAAGAGGAGACAGAGGAAGAAUCGAGCGAGGAUCGUGACGACCCCGAUUCCGUCGAGGAAGAGGAGGAGGUUGAAGAAGAAGAAGAAAAACCGACAAAAGAGGAGGGUGGAUCGGGGGAGCCGAGUCAACGGCCCGAACGACGCAAGGAGGAGGAGGUGGCAGAAGCACGGAAGCGGCUGGAAAGAGCGGAAGGAAAGCGGUCGAUUGAGGAAGGGUUCCCGCCCGACCCGUUAUUGGGAAAUCCGUGGCUCGAUCCGGAGCCCCCACGGGAGGAAGACGGAGGCGAUGGAGCCGCAGUGGGGGGAUUAGGACGUCAUGGCCAAAGGAGGAGCGAAUCGCCGGCUCCGUCUGGUUCCCCUCCCCACCCUGCCCUUCGCCUACGUCAAGAUGCGGGCGAUCAGGCUUCGUCCCCGGUUGUUAUCUCGUCGUCCCCUUGAGUUCCUGGUCCCUUCCCGGCUACUUGGUCAACCCCUGUUCCCCACUCGAUGGUGCCCCUUCCCUCCCGACCUCUUCCACCAACUUUACGC
Chara braunii is the source of this 1113-nucleotide messenger RNA. Lineage: Eukaryota; Viridiplantae; Streptophyta; Charophyceae; Charales; Characeae. The record is from the annotation of a GenBank genome assembly.